CUAAUCUAGUUGACUGCCCCUUGCGGUCAGUUGGAUGAACAGCAGGUGAUUUCUCCCAGGAAGCCGUCAUCAUCCGGAGCCGAACCAGUUCCUUCUUCCGCAAACAGAUCUCUGGCACACAGUUUAUCGCCUCAUCAAUGCAGUUGCUGCCUUUCGCUUCCUGCCUCUGUUCUAUACCCCUCUCUGCCCCGACAUUUAUGAGUGACUGAUCAACGACAUGACGGCCAACAGCCACUGUUCGGUCGCGGAGUCGCCGGGUCUGGAGACCCAGCGGCGGGAGAUCGAGUGUCUCCUUCGCGAGAGUGAGCUCCAGGCUGGGGACAGUUGGUAUGUAGUAGAUCGUCGCUGGUUCGAGCAGUGGAAAGAGUUUGUGGAGAGCGGGGACCAGAACUCUUCAUCCUUCCCGGGUCAGAUCGACAACACCGAACUGUUCGAGGAUCUCGACUCGUACCACCUGAAGGAGCGCCUGGUGGAGAACGAGGACUUCGUGUUGGUGCCGGCUGAGGCUUGGCACAAACUUCUGCUGUGGUACGGAAUGACAGAUGGCCAGCCGGCGCUGGAACGGAAGGUGGUGGACCUGCCCAGCACUCUGAAGGUGGAGGUUUAUCCCAUAGAGAUCUUCCUGUGUCUCCAUAGCAACAUGGAGAACGUGAUCAGUGCACAAUUCAGCCGCACCGACAGCAUCUAUGCCAUCCAGACGGCCAUGUGUCAGGCCUUCUCAGUGCCCCCGGGCUCUGAGUGCCAUCUCUGGAUGAAGAGCUCGGACAGCAGCUGCGAGCGCCUCAGGAACGUCCAUGUGAGCGUCCUGGACGCCUGCUUGAGCUCAGGGAUGACAGUGAUCAUGGAGACGAGGAACGCUGACGGCACCUGGCCGAGCUCCAGACCUCAGAACAUGAGGAACUCUGUGGAGGAGCAGGACACGUACAGAGGACAGCCGGGGGUCUGCGGCCUCACCAAUCUGGGCAACACCUGCUUCAUGAACUCUGCUCUGCAGUGUCUGAGCAACACUCCUCCUCUGACAGAGUACUUCCUGCAGAGCUCCUACCUGGAGGAGCUCAACUUCACCAACCCUCUGGGGAUGAAGGGAGAGAUCGCCGAGGCAUACGCCGACAUCGUCAAGCAGAUGUGGUCCGGCCGCCAUUACUCUGUGGUUCCGCGCGUCUUUAAGACGAAGGUGGGUCACUUUGCGUCCCAGUUCCUGGGGUACCAGCAGCACGACAGCCAGGAGCUGCUGUCCUUUCUGCUGGAUGGGCUCCAUGAGGACCUGAACCGGGUCAAAAACAAAGAGUAUAUUGAGCUACGGGACGCUGAGGGUCGACCAGACCAGGAAGUGGCGGAGGAGGCUUGGCGGAACCAUCGUCGGCGAAAUGACUCUGUGAUCGUCGACACGUUUCAUGGCCUCUUCAAGUCCACUCUGGUCUGUCCUGAGUGCCACAAGGUGUCUGUGACCUUCGACCCCUUCUGCUACCUGAGUGUCCCACUUCCUGUCAGCAAGGAUCGCGUCAUGGAGGUGUUCUUCGUCUCUCUAGACCCCCAUGCCAAACCGGUGCAGCAUCGCGUCGUCGUUCCCAAAGCAGGAAGAGUGUCGGACCUCUGCGCCGCUCUGUCGGAGAUGACCAGCGUCCCGCCCACACAGAUGGUCGUUGCUGACGUCUUCAAUCAUCGCUUCUAUAAAAUCUACAACAUAGAGGAAUCUCUGAGCUGCAUUCUGGACCGAGACGAUAUCUUUGUGUACGAGCUAAGCGAGCAGGAUGAGGACUCGGUGCUGCUGGCGCUCUACCUGAGGGAGCGCUCCCACUAUAGGGACUACGGCUCGAGCAGCAACUCGUACGGAGCGUCGCUGUUUGGACACCCGCUGCUGCUCAAUGUGCCGCGCAGCAGCUGCAGCCAGGAGGCGCUCUACAGCCUGUUCCUGCAGAGGCUGGCGCGCUAUGUGCGACCUCCUGACCCUGCUGAGGAGCUGGAAGAGGAGGAGGAAGAUGAAGAAGAGGAGCUGUAUAAGACUCAAACCAAUGGCAUUAGUGAUGACGAACAGGACGCCUCAGAAACAGCUGGACCCACCGAACCUGAACCGUGCUGCAGCAACACGUCUCCUAACGGCCCGUCAGAUGGCGCCGCAGCAGCUGAGCCUCUUCCUGAGGUCAAUCACGCCCCGACCGCUCUGGACCAGGGAGAUACAGAGAUCAGCAACGGCUCCCCGAAUCCGACAGAGAUCCCUAUCUGUGGGAGCGGCGUUGCCAGUAUCCCCGAGGAUACGAGUGCUUGUGGAGAUCUGGGAGCUGAUGCUGAAGCAGAAGGAAGCUCAAAACCACCAGCAGAGGCACCGCAGCAGCCUUGUGACACCACAGAAGGAGAAAACGAAGAGGAGAAGCUGGAGGAAGCUCGUUCUCCUAGUCCUCCCGCCAAUGAGCAUCCAGCAAAGAGACGGGCGUGUCGCAAGAGGAGGAGGAGUCUGUUCACCAUCCAGGCAGUCAACUCAAACGGGACGACUGAGAGAGGGAUGGGAGAGGGAGGGAGCGCCGUUUCCUUCAGCUCUCAGCCAUAUGUGGCCAUUGACUGGGACCCAGACAUGAAGAAGAGAUUCUAUAACGAAAAUGAGGCUGAGCGGUACGUGAAACACGCCAGCAUGGAGGUUCCUCAGCAGCAGACCACCGUUGAGCUGCAGGAGUGCAUCGAGCUCUUCACCAACGUGGAGACGCUGGAGGAGGAGAAUCCAUGGUACUGUCCAGUGUGCAAGAAGCACCAGUUGGCCACCAAGAAACUGGACCUAUGGUCUCUCCCAGAGGUUCUCAUCAUCCACCUCAAGAGGUUCUCCUACACCAAGUUUACCAGAGAGAAACUUGACACCAUUGUGGACUUCCCCCUCAGAGAUCUGGAUUUCUCCAGCUUUCUCCUGAGGAAGGACGUGUCCACCGAGGAGCCUCCGAGCCGCUACGACCUCAUCGCCGUGUCCAAUCACUACGGAGGACUCAGAGACGGACACUACACCAGCUACGCCCAGAACAAGGACAACGGCCAGUGGUAUUACUUUGAUGACAGCAAGGUGACGUACGCAUCAGAGGACCAGAUCAUGACCAAUGCUGCCUACGUCUUGUUCUACCAGCGACAAGACAGGAUCAGAAAGCCCACUCUCGCCGCCCCCAGCACAAGCUCCGCCUCCCCUGCACAUUCUGCCAGCGACAUCACAGAAAUGGGCGCCGCCCCCUCCUGUGGCACCAUGACAACAGACUGAAUUUAAAGGUUUCUUUCAUAGCAGCAGCGGGCCUUUUUUCUUCAGCACACCUGCUGCUGGACUCUCUCAGGUUGAUUCUGCUUAUUGAUUUGGACUCGAACCCGUCUGGAUUUCCGGUUCCAGGUGGAGGAAACAGCCUGAAGCCUUUAAAACGCUCACAUCCUCAUGAAUAAAAUUCACAUUCCACAGAAAAGCUUUUAAACCGUUUCAUAAAACGGGCCAGAAGCUGCUGAAACCAGCUGAGCUGAAAGGUGUCGGUCCGUUUUCUCCUCCGCCUGAAACCAAACUUUUAAUUGUUCUUUACAAACAUCCAGUUUGAUUUGACUUGAUUUUAGGAAAAACUAUUCCAGUUGUGUGCGCAGCCCGGACCGGGCGGCACCGGUAGAUUAUUACCAUGAACAAAGCUGUCAGGGAUUUUAAGAUCUGUAUAUUUUGCUCGUUUUCUUCAGAUAUUUAUUUGUGAUUAAUUCUUUAGAUGAUCGGCUGGUGACAGGAUUUAUUUUGAUAUUUAUAGAUGACAUUUAUAUUCUGGCGGGCCGGGGGGGGGGGGGGGGGGGGGGGUUGUACAGUAUUUUUGUAUUGAAAGAUUAAUUCAUUCCUGGGUGGAGCAGCAGGAAACACUGGGAUGAUUUCUUUCUUUGGUCUUCCCUGUCAAAUAUCAGAGGAAAUUAUUUUAUUGUACAUCUAGUCUUUUGAUAUAAAGGAUUAUCACCACCAGAGGGCGCUGUGUGUGUUUGCAGUUUCUUACUCCAGAUAAAUGAAGAACCUGUGAAUUAAAGUUAGAUGAAAGUCUUGAA
Girardinichthys multiradiatus is the source of this 4029-nucleotide messenger RNA. RefSeq names its product ubiquitin specific peptidase 11 (gene usp11). The transcript is spliced from 21 exons. Gene Ontology annotation, molecular function: cysteine-type deubiquitinase activity. The record is from RefSeq and is a predicted model, not a curated record. Bases 218 to 3232 code for a protein of 1004 amino acids. Gene Ontology annotation, biological process: protein deubiquitination. Lineage: Eukaryota; Metazoa; Chordata; Actinopteri; Cyprinodontiformes; Goodeidae.